AUGACUACUUCAAAAUUACACACAACAACCUCUGUUUCGGAAGGAAAACGGUUACAAGCUUCUGCUUCUUAUAACAAUGUAGAUGGCAUACUUCAUUUAGUGAACAAAAAGCUAAUAUUUACAGCUAAAGGAUCCAAGAGUCCUAUGCUAAGUGUCCCUGUGAGUGAUUUAAAACAAUUCUUCGUGAGCAAACCAGACAAGCCAGAUCCAAAACUAAAAAUAAAACUGUUUUCUGACGUCGAGCAUAUGUUUGUCUUCACCACAUCAAACGCAAAAGAAUCCUUGGGCAAAUUUAAAAUCGAGCUUCAAACGCUCAUUUCAAAACAACGUUCAGGACAUGCAUCAAAUGCAUCAUCGCGUGUGACUUCAGCUGCACCAUCUCCCAAACCGAGAAAUGGUAAUGCGCCAUCUCCAUCAUCUGGUGCGUCAUCACCAGCAUUAAGAAAGACAGCACCGACUGCAGAAGAAAUUGCAUUGAGGGUAGAAUUGUUGUCAAGAAAUGCGGAGCUUGCCAAAUUACAUCAAGAGCUGGUCGUCGGACGAUAUAUUACAGAAGAGGAUUUUUGGGAAACUAGAAAACACCUAUUGCGAGACGAGGCAGCAAAAACCGAGCAGAAGAAGG
Molecule: messenger RNA, 622 nt
Organism: Paraglomus occultum
Lineage: Eukaryota; Fungi; Glomeromycota; Glomeromycetes; Paraglomerales; Paraglomeraceae
Source: the annotation of a GenBank genome assembly